GGCGAAAUCCGGGGAGCAUUAUGAUUUACGAUUCAUUGCUUUUGCUAUGGCUACCACUGUCAAUUGUUUCCGAAGAUCUUAGUGAAUCUCAGAAAUGUUUGUUCCGCUGCACUGCUGAUUGUUUGAUUCAGCAAAAGAACAACACCGUACAACAGUGCUUGACAGAGUGCAAAGCUUAUGAUGACCCGCAGCUUUGUAUUUCCACUGACUGGAGCUGCUGGGAAGUGUGCAAGGAUCUUAGCCCAGCGGCAACACUUGAAGCCGUUAGUGGGUUUGAGUUAAAGCAGAAGGAUCUAGCGACAUUCCUUGUCUUUCAUCCUGUUGAAGAAGCAACAUUUUAUGUGGUACAAUACCAAUUAAGUAAUGCCAACCUUUCUUCUCCCCAAUACGAGAUCUCUUUGCAACCUUUUAUAACAAAUCAGCUGAGACCUAAGUCCUUGUUCUGUGAUCCGGUCAUAAUUCGCGUGGCUGCCGUCUCUUCAUCUGGAACUGGGCCAUUCUCUAAACCUUUUUCACUCGAUGCACCACGGCCAAUUUUUAAUCCCAGGCUAGAACUCUUAACGAUGGUUUACUUGGACACUCCUUAUGAGAGUGGACCAUAUUUCGAUAAUGGUACAGUUGAAGUGAUCUUCAGAUAUAAGGUGGGAGCUUGGGCUUUGGGAUUACAGGAUCUAGAUGUGACUCCUAUGUUUCAUGUGAUCAAAUGCGAAAACUCAAACCUGACAACAAGCGAGCCAAUCCCUGAUUUCAGGCAAGGUUCGCUCCCCGGUACUGUGAUCGGACGAAUAGGAUCACGCAUGAUGUAUAGCAAAUGCCAGUUCAUCUACUAUACAGCACAUACUCUAAGUCGGCAAUGUCAAACCUCAACGCAACUCCGUUCUCCCCCAGUUGCGGAUAUGCAGCAACUCACCAUAAGCUGUGAUAAUGUGAGGAACAGUCCAUGCAUGCAUACACCUCCAAUUUGCGGUCGUAUCGGUGGUAUUCACCAUGAGGUUACGGAAGAGUACUCCGCUCCUGGUGAGAAAGAAACGAGUCUUUCUCUCAACAUCACAUUCGAUCCGAUAGUGCGCAAGGACGAGCCGCCAACAGUUUACUACAAAGCGUUCUAUGGAGAAGCAUUGCCAUAUCCUAGGCAAUCAGAGGAGGCCCUUGCUGGGGUUAACAUAACGCGCAUCAUCGGAAAUACUACCAAUUGCUUAAAAUUCGACCAUCUUGGUUACUGCCUGGAGGACUCGAACAACAGCGUUUCCAUAUCCGGCAUCCGUUAUGACAAAACUUACGGUAUCACUUUUUGUGCUAUCAAGGACCCUAGAAAUUUGAUGGUUCCUGAUCUUGUCGGAAACAGAAUGAUUUUGAAGCCAAGAGCAAGCAAAAUUUAUGUUAUUCCAAAAAGGACAGUCAACGUUGAGGUGAUUAUAGCCGUAGUUGGCGGAGCUAUCAUUUUGAUGACUGUUAUCAUGGCUGUAUGCUGCUACGUCAAUAGGAAGCAAAAACAAAAAAUGUACCAGUUGUAAUUAUGCCGUUGAAGUGGGAAGAGAAAUUAGAUGAUUUGAUCUUACUAAGCAGCACAUUGCUCAGACUUUUGAACUUUGCGUCAUUUAAUAGAAUCCGUUUGUAGACUCUGGGAACUCAGGAUCCUCAAUAAACGAUUUUUCGUUA
This is a messenger RNA of Cylicocyclus nassatus, 1659 nucleotides long. Lineage: Eukaryota; Metazoa; Nematoda; Chromadorea; Rhabditida; Strongylidae. The record is from the annotation of a GenBank genome assembly.